AAGAAAGAAAGAGCUCGCGUGUGAUGUGUUUGUGUAUCCUCAGUGUUUUUCUCUCUUGAGUGUUUUAUUGAGUGUAAACAGAGUCUUGUCUCUGUGUAUUUUAGUGCUAAUGAUGAGAUGGAUGUGAUGUGCUGUAAAUCAGGAACUGAUCAGGGUUUACAGGAUGAGGAAUCUACUGAUCAAACCUCCACAGAGUCUCUGGAUUCUGUCUGGAACGCUGGAGAACAGCAGCAGAUCCUGCAGACCAAACUCAAGAUGUGUUCAGUCAAACUCAUCGACUUCAGGAACCUCAUGAUGAAGAUCAAAACUGAAACCACAGAAGUGAAAACUGAACCGACAGAAGUGAAAACUGAACCUAUAGAAGAGGAAGAUGAUGCAAAUUUGUGUUGUGGUGAUGAUUUUAUUCUUUCAGAUAUUUCAGAAAUAAAAACAGAACUCACAGAAGAGGAAGAUCGCAGUGAUGAUUUUAUUCCUUCAGAUGAGAAGAGUCAUUCAGGUUCUGAGGGAGAAAUAAUGUUCUCAACAUCACAAGAAAGGCAUUUAGAGAGACAUGAGAGAAAACACACAGAACAGAAACUCUUCACCUGCAGGAGAUGUAAGAUCAGCUUUACUACCUUACAAGAACUGAGACGUCAUUCAGAAGAGCACAGAGAGAAGAAGUGCUUUCACUGUUACCAGUGUGGAAGAGAUUUUGACUUCUUAUCUCAGCUGAAUGUUCACAUGAGGACACACAGUGGUGAAAAGCCUUUUCACUGCACUGAAUGUAACAAAUAUUUUAGCACCAAACAAAAUCUUGAUGCUCAUCAGAGAAUUCACGCAGGAGUAAAACCAUACAAGUGUCCUCACUGUGAUAAAGGUUUCUGUAAGAAAUCUUAUUUGAUCAUCCAUGAGAGAAUUCACACUGAAGAGAACCCGUUCAAAUGCUCUCAGUGUGAGAAAAUGUUUGCUAAUUCAAAGACCUUAAUAGCCCACGAGAGAGUUCAUACUGGAGAGAAACCUCAUCACUGUGGUGUUUGUGGGAAGAGUUUUAAUCAACGUGAUUAUUUAGUGAGACACCAGAGAACUCAUACAGGUGAAAAACCUUACAAAUGCUCUCAGUGUGAUAAAACGUUUGCUCAGUCAGGUCACUUAAAAAUCCAUGAGAUAGUUCAUUCUGGAGAGAAACCUUACGUCUGUAGUGUUUGUGGGAAGAGUUUCAGUCGACCACACAGUUUAGUGACACACCAGAGAAUUCAUACAGGUGAAAAACCUUACAAAUGCUCUCAGUGUGAGAAGACGUUUACUCAUUUCGGUUCCCUAAAAGCCCAUCAGAGAAUUCACACUGGAGAGAAACCUCAUCACUGUAAUGUCUGUGGGAAGAGUUUUAGUCAACAUUACAGUUUAGUGACACACCAGAGAACUCAUACAGGUGAAAAACCUUACAAAUGUUCUCUGUGUGAGAAGGCGUUUGCUCAGUCAGGUCAAUUAAAAGUCCAUCAGAGAGUUCACAUUGGAGAGAAACCUUAACACUGCUCGAUCUGUGGAGAGAGAUUCGCUUUAUUAGAAAGUUUUUAGACUCAUUAGAAGAAACAUACUGAUACUGAAGAGUGGUGUAAAACCAACAUCAGGGAUCUUGCAGUGACAGAAUUUUUUCAUUGACUCAACAUCUGAAAUCUUUCUCAAGGGGUCACAUCUACCUCCAAGUAGGCUUGUUGCGAUAGUCGGUGAAACGGUGAUUACCAGUGCUUCAGCCUCUCACCGGUUGGAUCACUUGCCCACGGCGACACCGUCUUUCACCGUUGUUUUGAUAUUUUCUUGUAAUUCAAUCAUUUAGUUUCAUUAGAGAGCAAACACUAAGAACUGAAUGUGUCUGCUGCAUGCUGAAAUCGCGUCAUCACAGAGCAGCGGCUGCGGUUGUCAGAUUUCAUUUAUUCCUGUCAGACUGCGGCGAGCUGACUGACCAGACGAUCAUGGCAGAAGCCGCCUGCUUACUCGUUUUUGUUAUAAUAUAAAUAUAUGAUGUUAAAUAUAAGCGAGAUCGUUUUGUUCUUGUGUUUUUUUUUCAUUAAGAAUAAUAAUAAACUUAUCAUUCAAGCAGCGCUUUAUGGAGGAAUAGCCGGUUGCUCUGCUUGGGACUGGCGGGUUUCUGUCAGAAGUACCUGCGCACAUUGACUCAAGCACUUAAACCAGCUGUUGCACUCGCAAUUGCAUGCAAAUUUAUACGCGAUUUAACGCAGCAUACGCAAGCGCUGGAUUUAAACAACAGGUGCAUCUAAUUCAAAAGUGAAAGUAAAAUGCGCACCUCUGUAUGUGCAUUUAUAAGGCCCUCCCACCCGGUGAAACCGGUAUCACCGGGUUUGUCACGUGCUGAUUAACCGGUGGGAAAAUUCUGUCACCGCAACAACCCUACCUCCAAGACAACAACCCCAUUGUGUGGAGACAGAAGAGUCACCUAAACAAGAUUACUUGCAUCUGUUCUACUUCUUCACCCCAUCAUCAUCCUCUCAGCUUAGAGCAUCUGAAAGCUGACCUGUAAACAGCUGACCAUUGAGUGUUGUAUGAAAUUUUACAUUCUGCAUGCACAGAGACUCUGAAUCAGAGUCAUGUUUGAUAUCAUUUGAAAUGUCUCAGUGCGAUUGGUACAAUGGUCUCACUCCCAUAACUACAGAAUUCAAUAGUGUUAUUUAAAUUAAUCAUUUAAAAAGUGUAACAGUAAAUUAGGCAAACUUCACUCAACGUUGAGAGACACCUACCACCUUUAAAUAUGUAAACCAAUCACACAUGAGGUGAAGCCCCUGGGUCCAUAAGACCCCAUCAAUACCAAGUUCCUAUCAUUAUUACAAUGCUUUGUUCUUUGUGGAUAUUUAAGGAAAGUUUGCAGAAGGUUGAGGGGGAUUUUCUAUAUUUUAAAUGAAACCCACACAUAACGUAUCUCUUUAUUUCACUUGGGAAUUCUGCAGCCAGAUGAACCCACACUAUUACUAUAUAUCAUCCUUUUGCCAGGUCAGCUUUUAUAUAUAAAGCAUGUUGAGUGCUGCAGAAAAGCUCUAUACAAAUGUAACAAAUUAUUAUACAGUAAAAACAUAAUCAAUAAAAUGGUUAUGCAGAAAACUGCAUUUACAUGGAUUUAGAGAUUUGUCAAGUUUCACACAGGCAAUAGCAUCACCACCUAUAGUACAUAUUUGGUCAAAAACAGUUUUAUCUCCUCUCUUAUACCACAGGCCUGUUGAAUGCUUUAAAUUUUUUUUUGUGGUAACCUUGGUAUAGGAGGAAUAAUUGACUCCUUUUGAAUUAUUUGAAAAUAAUGCACACCUGUUUCACGUCGUGCUGCAUUACCACCUUGGGUGUGCAUUAUUUUCUAAUAAUUUAACGGCCCGUCGUCAAUUACACCUUACCUGUCUGCAGAACUUUUAAAUCUAAAACGAGCUUUUAUUUUCGCUGUUUCUCUGGCAACUGCUUGAGCCAAGCACAGACUUCUGGGGACACCAAAGACUUAUACAUCUUAAGAAAAUCUCCCCUUCAAAACUACAUAUUAUUAAAGGAGUCAUAUUAUGAGAUUGUUUUAAGAUGUAAAAUAAGUUUUUGGUGUCCCCAGAGUGAAGUUUUAGCUCAAAAUACACAUAAUUUAUUAUAAGUUAAAAAUGCCAUUUUGGGUGAGCUGAUAAAAUGCAAACACUGAUUGCCAGACAUGGAUUCGCCAUUGGGAGGACCGGGAGAAUUCCAGAUGGACCAGUCUGUUUUUUUUUUUUGCUAUAAAGGCCAGUGAUGUCAUGCAACUGGGUUGAAGUUUGCUGUAGGCUGUCAGCACUCACCCCUUUAUGCCCAAGUUGAUUGUGUCCAGAGUCCUGACCACUUAUUAGAAGAAUUCUUGCAUUAUAGUGUGGUCCAUUACCAUCUAAAACGCAAUGAACCGCAGGACCUGCUUCUUUCUUCUUUUCAAAGUGCUCGCCUGUAAACACAAGUUUUGUUUCAGAAGUGUCUGUAUUUAAGUGCGAUUGCUGCACAUUAAGAUUUUAAAUAACCUAAACAUGAGCGUGACUUGAAACAAACGGUCUCUAUAAGGAAUAUUAACUACAAAUUGUAGAUCACAUCUAUGUAACAAUGAAUUGUCAUUAUCGUCUAUUGCAAGAGUAACAAAAAGUCAAUUUGAUGCCAAGGUCAUCCAUGAAUAUAAUGUUUUCUUAAAGGGGCCAGAGAAUGAAAAACCAUUUUUACCUUGUCUUUGUUGAAUAAUGGUAGUCUACCCGCAUUCACGAACAUACAAAAAGUGCUAAACAUCUCAGUCUCAUAGAAAUUCCCCUUUUAGAAAUGUCAGCCAGAAAACGGCCCAAUCUGAAAACUGAUGCUUGUGACAUCACAGGAUCGCAUCUCACUGCCCCUUCACUUUAAAAUAAUUGACUACAUUUUUUGAGUGGCAGCAAAGUCAGCCAAUCAGUAAUGAGAUUGCAAAUUAAGCCAGUAGGGGGAGCCAAAUAGGUGCAAAACCACUUGUUUAAAAUCCCCCACUCUAAUAGAGCUAUUUGAGAGAGGUUUUAAGGAAGCUUCUAAGGCAUUAUAGACCCAAACAAAAAUAUUUUUGUCUACAUGUCACAUCACAGAACAAGGAUAAAUACCCCGUUCAAUCAUUCUAUGUCACCUUUAAGUAAAGCAACAUUUUGAAAGUCUAUUGCAAUGCAUUACUGGCUGGACUCCCAGGCUGCACAUCAAAACCACUACAGAUGAUUCAGAAUGCAGCGACAAAAUGAGCCAAAGAUGGUGAGCACGUCUCUCCUGUCUUUGUGAAGUUACACUGGCUUCCUAUAGCAGCUUGCAUUAAAUUUAAAGCUCUGCUCCUGGCCUUUAAAACCACAACUAGGUUAGUGCCCACUUACCUUCACUUACUUACUUACAUACCCUCUCAAUCCCUACGCUUUGCCAUCUCAAAAAAGGGACAAAAUCACUUUCACAAACCCUCUCUGGUUCUGUUCCUCAUCUGUGGAAUGAUCUGCUCACUCUGUAGCUGUCUUAAAGAAUCAGCUAAAAAACAUCUCCUCCCCCAAUACCUCACGCAGGCGGAGGUUAGUCAAAAAUUCUUAUAUUAAAGUCAUUCAACCGGGAAGUAGAGGGCUGUAGUCCAAACUGGCCGUUCACUGUAGCCUUUGAAAGGCGAUUUCUGUUAAAGAAAAUGGUCUAAGGUAGGAGGUGUCUUCCAACAUUAUGUGAGGUUUACUUAUGUUAUUGUUACAAAUUAACCUUGAAUUAUGUUGUCAUCUCUGUGUGCCUAAUAUAUCACAUGCGUUGAAACAUUCAUAAGAGACCAAACAAGACCAGUUUUAGAUACUUUGUGCAUGUAAAAUGUUUAUAUACAUUUUGCUGUAAGAGCUGAGGAGAGGGGGACGAGAAAGUUCAGUAGGGUGUGACUCUACUGUGUUCUGUCAUUUUUUUUUCUCGAGGUAGUUGUGAAUUCUUUGAGAAAGGUUUCAAAUGUUAAUUCAACAGGAAUUAGAAAAAGGUUCCCUGUGGAUUCAGCCAUUUGGUGCUGGUCUUACAAAUAUCUUUCGUCAGGGUUUGGCACCACCUUACACCUGGCGGUGAACUUUGAGCUUUAUCAUUUUACAGGUAUUAUUAUAGCAACAUUACACACUAACUAGGGUUUAAAAAAUGGGAUCAGGAAGAACGUGACCUUUAAAAUGUACUAACUAACCCUUGGCUAUGUAUACAGUGUUAAACUUGAUCUGACUUUUUCUAUUGCACUUAUGUAUUGCUGUUCUUGUCUUGCUCAAAUUGCUUCUAUUGUUUACCUCACUUGUAAGUCGCUUUGGACAAAAGUAUUUGCUAAAUUACUAAAUGUAAAUAUUUGUUCUUUUUUAAAAGUAGUCCUAUCUUACUUUAUUUGGCAAUAUACAGUACAUAAUCCUUAUCUUCAUUUUUUAGUACUUAGAUCUUUAUUUUUCAAUCUGUUUCCCAUGUAUACUUGACAAAUCUUGCUUGUAUAUUGUAUAUCAGGGGUCUCCAAACUUUUUCAACCCAACAGGUAAUCUCAAGACCCACCAUAUUUAAAAAAUUGAAAUAUAGCGGAAAACAUUUGUUCCCAUUUAGUAAUUUUUUAAUAAUUUUAAAUGUGGUAGGGAUGCACAAUUAUGGCAAAAAUUUAGGUCUAAGGCAGGGGUGAUGAACCCUGGGUCCUGGAGGGCCACUGUCCUGCAGAGUUUAGUUCC
Molecule: messenger RNA, 6176 nt
Organism: Paramisgurnus dabryanus
Lineage: Eukaryota; Metazoa; Chordata; Actinopteri; Cypriniformes; Cobitidae
Source: RefSeq, a predicted model, not a curated record